GUCUCGGAAUGGGAACUCGUGAUCCCAGACUUGAUCCCGUGGGAUGGUCCUUGGAGUUUAGUGAGGGGGAGACUUUCCCCAACUCUUCUGCUCACAAACAGGUCUGUGGGAGCUCAGACCUUGGCCAGACUUUCCUUGGGCCCUGGCUGGACCCAGCCUGCAGCUGCCCUCAGCCCACUGAGCUGGGUACUAUGUGCUGUGCCCGACCGGCUUCUAAAGGCUGUUGGGGAGAACGAGGGGUCCCCUUCCCAUAGCCACAAACGCAUUUCUCAAAAUGGAGCCUCCACUUGCCCCUCCUUCUCUCUCGGGCUCCAAGAGCGGGAGCCGGGCUGGCUGGGCCUGGCUUUCCAGACGCCUGGCGCUGGCUCCCUCGGUGUCUGGCUCUCAAGGCCCAGCUUGAUGUGUUUUCUGGGUUGAGGGGCCCCUGGUUCCAUGGAGUGCAGGGACCCGGGCUCACUGGGUCCCCUGACCCUGGGGCCUCUCCAAGUCUUUGUCUCUUGUCUUUUGGGGCCUCUGUCUCUCUGUCUCCUCCCCUCAGUGUCCACUUUCUCUGUGCUCCCUGAACUGGGGAAAUGCAGACAGAGAGAGAUGCCAGCCUCAGCGGCCCCCUAAGAAGCCCCUUCCCACUGUUUUCUCCAUGGCCUGGAGUGGUCUGGGAGAAGAUGGGGGUGUCCAUUUGCCUUGUUGAGGGGGACUCAGGCCCUGCCCUUGCUCGGUGGACACCAGUCACCCCCCAUCGCCAUCUCCCAGCUCCUCCUCCCUCAGUCUGGACACCUCCCUGGUUCUUCAGGUCUUUUGACUCGUGUAGUGAGGUGGGGGGUGGACUUAAGGGAACACAGGCAAGAAAGAGGGGGAGCAGAUCAAGCAAAGGAGUCAGAUAAUGUGUGUCUCUCCUCUCCCCACACUCCAGUGAGUGAUAGAAACCAGGCUCCCACUCACCUAGUUGGCCCUGCAUGCCGCCUAGUCUCUCACCCUCUCACACAUGCUCCUGUGUACAUACACUCCUCUGUACACACUUGUGCACACUCAUUUCCUGCUCACACACUUGUAUAAGAUACAUAAACUCAUGUGUCUAUGAGUGGACAUCUAUCCAAACAUUCUCUCAUAUAGUCACUCACACCACAAAUUCGUUUAUUUUGUAUGCAUUUGUAACUUCACAUACUAAAAGACACACCCUGUUUACACACACACUAUUGUAAGAUACGCGCAUAUGAGGUCACAUAUAUAUACAUGUGAAUAUGAAUAUACUCAUACAUCUGUCCAAACAUACACAGACACUCAUUCAUGAUGUUUUCACACACAUUUUCACAUACACAGUUCCUCUUCAUGCUCUUGUGCACACAGUCACACACACACAAAUAAGUACAUGCACACACUCCUACUCCUACGCAAUUCUCUGUCCACUUCUUGGCCCCCGCUCUGCAUGAUGACUUCAGCAGAUGCCUGAGCCCUGGUCUUCAGCCUCAGGACUAGGGAGGGAGUUCCGGGUGGAGACUUGCUGUCCUCUUCCAGGAAGGAGCAGGGCCUGGGGAGGUGGAGCCCUCCUCCCUGGGCUCCAGGGAAGUGAGGUCUUGGAGCAGCUGCCAGAGGUGAGCUGCCAGUAACCCCUUGGGGUUACUCUGGGGAAUGUCUAAAGCUGGAAGUUUUCCUAGAGGUUGGCAGGGCCUGCGCAGGCUUCUUUAGAUCUGAUUGAUUGGGUGUGGUGAGGCUAGGAGUUGUCAUGGAAACAAGCAUGAGCCUGCAUCCACCUCUGGGAGGCAGGAGACCCCAGAGGGCACCUGUGAGCUCCCUAAGAGCUCUGGGUUUCUUGUUUGGCCAGCUCCACCCUUGCCGCCUCUCUGUCUGGGAGAAACUGAGGCCUGGCUGGGGGAAACUGGGCACUACCCGGCCUUGGCUCUUUGUUCCCUAAUUACCAUCUGAGUUGCUGACUGCACCCCCAAGGUUGCCCAAACUGCCUCUAAUGAGGCCACCUGUCUCAGGGGACGAGGGAACCAUGCUGGGAGCUGGUAGAGAGGGCUCCCUUCUUAACUUGAGUCCCAGCCUCUGUGGGGGAUACAGGUUUGGACUGGGGCCUGGGCCCCUGCUGCCAAGGGCCCUGUGUAACCACUAGGCCUCCCAUCCCCUCGUAAUCCAUGCUCAGUCGACUCUGUCCUCAGUUCUGUUCAGACCAGACUUAGACAGCAGUCUGGGGCCCAGGGAGAAUUGAAGUUCUUGCCAGUGCUCGGAGGGAGAGCCUUGGGACGGUCCAGGGCAUGUAACUGAUGUCAGGGGGCUGUCUGACCAGGGACGAAGGGCCAGGAAAGGGACUCACGGCCUUAUUUAGGGAGGGAGGUCAAAGUGAAGAGACUCUGACACCACUGCCCUGCUCACAGGUUUCCCUGGAGGCCCUCGGCCAGGCCUGAGCCUCUGCUGCCAUGGCCAUUGUGCAGACACUGCCGGUGCCACUCGAGCCCGCUCCUGAGGCCGCCACUGCCCCACAAGCUCCAGUCAUGGGCAGCGUGAGCAGCCUCAUCUCGGGCCGGCCCUGCCCCGGGGGGCCGGCUCCUCCCCGCCACCACGGCCCCCCGGGGCCUACCUUCUUCCGCCAGCAGGAUGGGCUGCUGCGAAGUGGCUAUGAGGCACAGGAGCCGCUCUGCCCAGCUGUGCCUCCCAGGAAGGCUGUCCCUGGCACCAGCUUUACCUACGUCAACGAGGACUUCCGGACAGAGUCACCCCCCAGCCCAAGCAGUGACAUUGAAGAUGCCCGAGAGCAGCGGGCACGCAAUGCCCAUCUCCGAGGCCCCCCACCCAAGCUCAUCCCCGUCUCUGGAAAGCUGGAGAAGAACAUGGAGAAAAUCCUGAUCCGCCCAACAGCCUUCAAGCCAGUGCUGCCCAAACCUCGAGGGGCACCAUCCCUACCUAGCUUCCUGGGUCCUCGGGCUGCUGGACUGUCGGGGAGCCAAGGCAGCCUAACACAGCUGUUUGGGGGCCCUGCCUCCUCCUCCUCUUCCUCCUCCUCCUCGGCAGCCGACAAACCUCUGACGCUGAGUGGCUGGGCCAGCGGCUGCCCGUCGGGGACGCUAUCCGACUCCGGCCGAAACUCACUGUCCAGCUUGCCUACUUACAGCACCGGGGGUGCAGAGCCAGCCACUAGCUCCCCAGGCGGGCACCUGCCCUCCCACGGCCCUGGGAGGGGGGCACUGCCUGGGCCAGCCCGAGGGGCCCCUGCUGGGCCCUCCUACUCUGACAGCGGUCGAUCGUCCUCCAGCAAGAGCACAGGCUCCCUGGGGGGCCGCGUGGCUGGGGGGCUCUUGGGCAGCGGUCCCCGGGCCUCCCCUGACAGCAGUUCCUGUGGGGAACGCUCCCCACCCCCUCCCCCACCCCCUCCACCCCCUUCGGAUGAGGCCCUGCUGCACUGUGUCCUCGAAGGAAAGCUCCGAGACCGGGAGGCAGAGCUGCAGCAUCUGCGGGACGGUCUGGACGAGAAUGAGGCGUAUGAGGAACGGCAGCGGCACUGGCAGCGCGAGCGCGAGGCCCUGCGAGAGGACGGUGUGGCCCAGGCGCAGCGGGCACAGCGGGCCCAACAGCUGCUGCAGCUUCAGGUGUUCCAGCUUCAGCAGGAGAAGCGGCAGCUGCAGGACGACUUUGCGCAGCUGCUGCAGGAACGUGAGCAGCUGGAGCGGCGCUGCGCCACCUUUGAGCGGGAGCAGCGGGAGCUCGGGCCUCGACUCGAGGAGACCAAGUGGGAGGUGUGCCAGAAGUCAGGCGAGAUUUCUCUACUGAAGCAGCAACUGAAGGAGUCUCAAGCAGAGCUGGUGCAGAAGGGCAGUGAGCUGGUGGCGCUGCGAGUGGCACUUCGGGAGGCUCGGGCGGCGCUGCGAGUCAGUGAGGGCCGGGCACGGGGCCUCCAGGAGGCUGCCCGAACUCGGGAGCUGGAGCUGGAGGCCUGUUCUCAGGAGCUGCAGCGGCACCGCCAGGAGGCCGAGCGGCUGCGGGAGAAAGCUGGGCAGUUGGACACUGAGGCGGCCGGUCUCCGGGAACCUCCUGUGCCACCUGCCACUGCUGACCCAUUCCUCCUGGCAGAGAGUGAUGAGGCCAAGGCACAGCGGGCAGCAGCUGGGGUGGGGGGCAGCCUGCGGGCCCAGGUGGAGCGGCUCCGGGCAGAGCUACAGCGGGAGCGACGGAGGGGCGAGGAGCAGCGGGACAGCUUUGAAGGGGAGCGGCUGGCCUGGCAGGCGGAGAAGGAGCAGGUGAUCCGCUACCAGAAGCAGCUGCAGCACAACUACAUCCAGAUGUACCGUCGCAACCGGCAGCUGGAGCAGGAGCUUCAACAGCUCAGCCUGGAGCUGGAGGCCCGGGAACUCGCUGACCUGGGUCUGGCGGAGCCGUCUCCCUGCAUCUGCCUGGAGGAGAUCACUGCCACCGAAAUCUAGGGCCUUGGCAUCCAGCUCUGUGUUCUACUGAAUGGGGGCAGUGGCCUCAGGUCCACUGAGGGCUCCAGAGCUGCUCGUCCCUUGGGAUCCAGGCCUCUGGGCCUCUGCCAAGGACUCAGGGCUGCCCUAUGACUUAGAUGAGCAAGAUCAGACUCCCUGAAGGUCCCCAUGUUCACUGUCACGGAGAGGCUCCUACUCACUCGACCUAUUUCACUCCCAGCUGCUGCUGUUGCCACUCUGCCAACCCCAUUCACCCCAGGCGCUGGCCAGCCUACCCAGCCAGGGGGCUGGGGAAAAAAAGGGGCUCCCUCAUCUCCACACUCCUCCCUACCCCAAAGCCAGAGAGAGCCAGACAGCGCCAGCUGUUCCAGAUGUGCCUGUCCCCACCCUGUCCAUGUUGGGGAAGGGGCUGGG
Camelus dromedarius (Arabian camel) is the source of this 4826-nucleotide messenger RNA. RefSeq names its product leucine zipper tumor suppressor 2 (gene LZTS2). Bases 2415 to 4412 code for a protein of 665 amino acids. Gene Ontology annotation, biological process: negative regulation of canonical Wnt signaling pathway; cell division. The record is from RefSeq and is a predicted model, not a curated record. NCBI's taxonomy places the organism in Eukaryota, Metazoa, Chordata, Mammalia, Artiodactyla, Camelidae. The transcript is spliced from 4 exons.